UUUUCUUUCACGAACAAAAAUGUUUCUUCCUUUCCGCGAAAUCUAUUUUUCGUUUGCUACUACCCCUGGUGGAAGCGACAGCAUAAGAAAGGAUGAUGUGCUAUGCUGUUUUAAUGUUUAUAUUGGUGUGCAGUCAUGCAACGUUCUCCAGUGCGGUGAACUCUCAAGAGAAGACCCUGUUACAACAUGGAGAACACAUAACUACGAACCUUUACGAGGAGAUCCAAGAUGCAGAAGAAUGGCUGACAUCAGUCAAUGAAGCAAGGACACUGCAAUCUAUAGCCGGAGAAAAAAAGGCGAUCCCAGCAGAACCCCUAAAACCAGGAUACAAAAUCCAAGCAAUACCGCUAAUACCAGUAACGGAAGAGGAGACACUAAGGGCUUCGGACGAGAAAAAGAAGACGUACCCCCCAUCAACACCACAGGCCCCAGGAUACAAACAGGCCCAAGCAAUACUGCCGAUACCAAUAACGGAAGAGGAGGCACUAGAGGCUUCAGACGAGAAAAGGAAGACGUACCCCCCAGCAACACCCCUGAGACCAGGACACAAAGUAUGUUUACAUUGUCAUUGCAAGCUGUAUCGUCUUUUGAAGCCCGUAAAUGGCCAUCCAACAUUAAUGGAAGAAGAGACACGGAAAAUUUUAGACGAUAAAAAGAAGACGUACCGCCCAUCAACACCACAGGCCCCAGGAUACAAACAGGCCCAAGCAAUACUGCCGAUACCAAUAACGGAAGAGGAGGCACUAGAGGCUUCAGACGAGAAAAGGAAGACGUACCCCCCAGCAACACCCCUGAGACCAGGACACAAAAUUCAACCAAUACUACCAAUAUCUGUAACGGAAGAGGAGACACUAGAGGCUUCAGACGAGAAAAGGAAGACGUACCCCCCAUCAAAACCCCUGGCCCCAGGACAGAAAAAAAUUCAAGUGGUGAAAGAUGCAUCCAUCAGAGUCAACGGGAACGAGCAGGUCCAAAAUCCAGGAGUCGGGAAGGAGAAGAAGGUCCCAGCGAAAGGCCUGAAACCAGAUCACAAAAAAAUUCAAGAGGUGAAUGGCACAUCGGUCAAGAGUGAUUGGACCCUGGAUCCUAAGCAAGCAUCCAUCACAUUCAAUGAGGACGAACAGAUCCCUUUGAUCUUUUAAUGCUAUGCUUCAGUGGCAAAUCUAAAUGUCUAAGGCAUCUACGGAGAUACUUUUAAUUUUAUUUCGCUUUACAAGCUGGUCCGCGCUAGUCAAUGGGGAAACGAAGAAGAAAAUUACUUUUUUAUUCCAUGGAGUUGAUAUUUGUAAACUGAUAUUUCUAAGCUUUUCUAGUUCGAACUAAAAAACAAGCACACGGCUUUGCUAAUAAAGUUAAUGAUGUCGUUUAACAUUU
Stylophora pistillata is the source of this 1374-nucleotide messenger RNA. RefSeq lists its product as uncharacterized. The record is from RefSeq and is a predicted model, not a curated record. NCBI's taxonomy places the organism in Eukaryota, Metazoa, Cnidaria, Anthozoa, Scleractinia, Pocilloporidae.